GGUGCAUUGUCUACCGAUAUGGAAGAACGCGGCGAUGGCGCCAGUACCGGGGCGCAUCUCGCGGUCGUAGCUGGAAUUUUUGCUACCAGCGGUAGUCUUCUUGGCAAGCUCGCCGGCGGCGCUGAUGCGUCGUCAUUGCCGUCGUUGCUUCUAAAAGGAACGCUUCUCAUCCUUAUGAUUGUGUGCAACACCAUAGGAUGCACGUUUUUUGUCAAAGCACUUCAUGCCAGUGGAUCUUCUUUGCCGAUGACGGUCGCCAGUGCAGCCACGAACUAUGUUUGUUCGGCUUUUGUAGGCUUCAUUGUAUUUGAUGAAUCCACUUCAUUGACCUGGUGGUGCGGAACUUCCUUGGUACUCCUCGGCUUGAUGUUGAUCUGCAAUGUUCCCGCUGAAAAGAACGCUUCCGCCGUCGAGGAAAAAUUGAAACAUCAAUAGCUGACGACGAGCGCUUUUAUAUUCCAAGCAAGAGCGAUUGCGAUUAUGUUAUAACGUCACGAUUACUUCCAUUUUUAUAUUGACAUUGAUAGAUAUUUAUUGUGUCCUUUUGUCGGAAAUGUUGUAUUAUUUAUGAAAAAUAAUAACACUGAAUUUCAAUGUAUAACAUGUGAAAGUAUUAAUACAAUAAAUAGAUAGAUUUUUAUUUA
Messenger RNA from Wasmannia auropunctata (little fire ant), 644 nucleotides. Its product is annotated as transmembrane protein 42. The transcript is spliced from 3 exons. The record is from RefSeq and is a predicted model, not a curated record. The coding region runs from base 19 to 435 and encodes 138 amino acids. NCBI's taxonomy places the organism in Eukaryota, Metazoa, Arthropoda, Insecta, Hymenoptera, Formicidae.